CGUGAUUGGUUUGAAAACGGAAACAAAGAAACAACAGUUACAGUGAUUGGUUUGAAAACGGAACCAAAGAAACAAUAGUUACAGCGAUUGGUUUGAAAAUGGAAACAAAGAAACAAUGAUUGGUUUGAAAACGGAAACAAAGAAACAACACAGAUAAAUAUCUUAUCUUUAUGCCACUGAAUGGUUUAGUUUUAUCAAUCAUGGCUUUCACUUCCUUUUUCCUCUUCUCCUCCCUUAUCAUCGCCGCCAUCGCUCCCUCUUUGCAUGCACAACCUAACCAGUUUUGUGAAGCUGGAAUCGGAUACGGAGACUCUUCCUGUGGAGAUUCAAUUCCAUCAUCAUCCAAGUUGUUGAUCAAAGGCGGUACUGUCGUUAAUGCUCACCAUCAACAAAUCGCCGAUGUUUAUAUUGAAGACGGUCUCAUCGUUGCUGUUAAUCCAACUAUCACUGUUGGAGAUGAGGUGCGUGUCAUAGAUGCUACUGGCAAGUUUGUUAUGCCAGGAGGCAUUGAUCCUCAUACUCAUCUAGAGUUUGAGUUUAUGAACACUGUAACGAAGGAUGACUUCUUCAGUGGCCAGGCCGCAGCAUUGGCUGGUGGGACGACAAUGCACAUUGACUUUGCCAUACCAAUUGAUGGGAGUUUAACGGCCGGUUUCGAAGCCUAUGAAAAGAAGGCGCAGAAGUCUUGCAUGGAUUAUGGUUUCCAUAUGGCUAUUACCAAAUGGGAUGAAACAGUUGCAAGAGAAAUGGAGCUCAUGGUCGAGAAAGGUAUCAAUUCGUUUAAGUUUUUCAUGGCUUACAAAGGAGCUCUUAUGAUCGGUGAUGAGCUUCUUCUACAAGGACUUAAAAAGUGCAAGUCUCUCGGUGCCUUAGCCAUGGUCCAUGCAGAAAACGGAGAUGCUAUAGAUGAAGGGCAAAAGAAAAUGAUAGAGCUUGGAAUAACUGGACCCGAGGGACAUGCUCUUUCAAGGCCUCCAGUGUUAGAAGGAGAGGCAACUGCUCGUGCUAUUCGCUUAGCAGAUUUUGUAAACACUCCUUUGUAUGUGGUUCAUGUCAUGAGCAUUGAUGCAAUGGAAGAAAUUGCGAAAGCCAGGACAUCAGGACAAAGAGUAAUUGGAGAGCCUAUUGUAUCUGGGUUAGCCCUUGAUGGUUCCUGGCUUUGGCAUCCUGACUUUGUGACUGCAGCAAAGUAUCUGAUGAGUCCCCCUAUUAGGAAACAAGGACAUGAUAAGGCCCUACAAGCUGCUCUCGCAACAGGAGUUUUGCAGCUGGUAGGAACUGAUCAUUGUGUCUUCAAUUCCACCCAGAAAUCUUUGGGAAUUGAUGACUUCCGAAAAAUUCCUAAUGGUGUCAAUGGUAUUGAAGAAAGGAUGCACCUGGUAUGGGAUAUCAUGGUGGAAUCUGGCCAAAUAUCUGUCACUGACUAUGUCCGGUUAACAAGCACCGAAUGUGCCAGAAUCUUCAAUAUAUAUCCAAGGAAAGGAGCGAUUCUUCCCGGCUCUGAUGCAGAUAUUAUAAUUCUCAAUCCAAAUUCAAGCUUUGAGGUAACAGCAAAAUCACAUCACUCCAGAGUGGACACAAACGUCUUUGAGGGAUGGAGAGGAAAGGGGAAAAUUGAAGUGACUAUAUCACGAGGAAGAGUUGUUUGGGAAAAUAAUGAAUUGAAGGUUGCUCCUGGUACUGGGAGAUACAUAGAAAUGUCACCUUUUAGUUAUUUGUUCGAUGGAUUGGACAAGAAGGAUGCUAGUUAUCUAAAUUCCCUUCAAGCCCCCGUUAAGCGAGCAAAGUCCACCGCAUAAUUUCUGUCAUCGUUGGUUAGGGAGGGGAAUAAGGUAUGUAACUCCAGUUGUUCGACCAAAUAAAUAAGAAUAAUGGAAUAAGGUAUGUAACUCCAGUUGUUCGACCAAAUAAAUAAGAAUAAUGUAUACUGGUAAGCAUCGUUCCAAUGAUGUAACGUAAAUUGCUUAUACUGUAUCAAAAUCAGUUGAGGUAAAAUUAUCCAUAGCUAUUAUAAGAUACUGUACAAUGUGUAAUAGUCAGGUUUCUAUUGAACUUGUCUCAUCUACACAAAUAUUUUACAAGUCAUAGAUCCUAGUACUUUUAAUAGCACUAUAGAAUGAUGCCUUUGAUUUGAGUGUA
This is a messenger RNA of Lathyrus oleraceus (garden pea), 2139 nucleotides long. RefSeq names its product dihydropyrimidinase. NCBI's taxonomy places the organism in Eukaryota, Viridiplantae, Streptophyta, Magnoliopsida, Fabales, Fabaceae. Gene Ontology annotation, biological process: pyrimidine nucleobase catabolic process. Bases 171 to 1799 code for a protein of 542 amino acids. The record is from RefSeq and is a predicted model, not a curated record. Gene Ontology annotation, cellular component: cytosol; cytoplasm. Gene Ontology annotation, molecular function: dihydropyrimidinase activity. The transcript has 13 exons.